Molecule: messenger RNA, 732 nt
Organism: Colletotrichum higginsianum IMI 349063
Lineage: Eukaryota; Fungi; Ascomycota; Sordariomycetes; Glomerellales; Glomerellaceae
Product: Mus38-like protein
Exons: 2
Coding region: 1-732 (243 amino acids)
Source: RefSeq, a predicted model, not a curated record
AUGGCAACUUACUACAGUUUCGACAACACAAUCAGUGCGUUCUUCGAAAUCAACACAGCCGCGACAAGAAAGCAAUGCGAUGCGUUUGCCUUCUCUCGUGCUGGUGGGCAGGUCCACCCCGUGCAGAUACAGGGAACGUUCAGCUAUACCGUCACGGCGGGGACCGACAAGUCCAAAAUCUUUCAGUUCCGCAUCCAGGACUCCAGCAUCGACAUGGAAAUCAUGAACCUGGCCAAGACGGUCCAUCCGCAACUUGUCGCUGGCUGCAAAUAUCACGGAACCAUUGGCGAUUCGAGGCCCGUACACGUCUACGAGAUGGGCAACAUUCCCGGAGCCGCUUACAUUAUCUCGCGCCAUACCUCGGUUCCCCAGCCGCCUGAUUCUGUUUCCCGGCAGCGCAGGACUGUGAAAGACCUCGCGAGGCGUGCUCAGACGAUGUUGAUCGCGCGAAAGGAAUCAGCGCUGAUUGCCUUCUUCGCACAGUCAUGGAACAACGGUCAACAUUUGUCCCAAGACACUACAGAAGCUCUGCUGAGGGAGUUCAGCUCCAAGUUUGACCUUCUCGCUCAAUCGCUCCCGGGUCGUUGUGCUUCAAACUUGAGCAGAGUUCGGCAAGCCCUCCCUUCUCUCUUCUCAGGGGCUCUUCCUUUCGUCCUCACCUAUAGCGACCUCUGCAAGAUAAAUCUCCUCAUCAACCCUAAAACAGGAAAAAUUAUAGGGAUUAUCGACUAG